AUGCGCCGCCUCGCACCGCUUCUCGCGCUCCUCGGCCCGGCGCUCGCCGCGUGCAACGGGCGGGACGAGUACUGCGGCCGGCGCUACUCGGCCAUGACGCACAUGGGCGCGCACAACAGCGCCUUUGUCGGCACCCUCCCGACGCACAACCAAUACGUGUCGGCGGCGGCGCAGCUCGACCUCGGCGUGCGCUUCCUGCAGCUGCAGACGCACGCCGCCCCCGGCGCCGGCGCCGGCGGAGGCUCCAUUGAACUCUGUCACACGUACUGCUGGGAGCUCGACGCCGGCCCGCUCGACGCGUACCUGCGGGCGCUGGCCGCCUGGAUGGGGAUGCACCCGGAUGAGGUCGUCACCCUGCUGCUGACCAACGGCGACAGGAUUCCCGUCGAGGCCUUUGACGCCGCCUUCCGCCGCGCGGGGCUGGUGCAGUACGUGCUACGGCCGCGCGGCGUCAUGGCCAAGGAGGAGUGGCCGACGCUGGGGGAGAUGAUUGAUGCGGGCACGAGGCUCGUCGUGUUUAUGGACUACGGCAUGGACCAGACCAAGGUCGACUACAUCAUCAACGAAUUCGACUACUUUUGGGAGACGCCGUACGGCAUCACCGACAAGACGUUCCCGACGUGCGCCGUCGACCGCCCGCCCGGCGGCGACCCGGGCCGGCUCAUGGGUAUCAUGAACCACAUGCUCAACUACAGGCUUGGCGACGUCGUCUUCCCGAACCAGCCCGACGCGGCGCGCACCAACUCCAAGGCUUCGAUCCAGGCGCAGGUUGCUCGGUGCGUCGCGGCGUGGUCGCACCAGCCCAACGUGGUAUUGCUUGACUGGGUAAAUAUAGGCGAGGUCGCUGCCGCGGGCCUUGCUCUCAAUGGGCUGGUGAGAGUGGCGGCUUGA
This is a messenger RNA of Cordyceps militaris CM01, 891 nucleotides long. Its product is annotated as PLC-like phosphodiesterase, TIM beta/alpha-barrel domain. Bases 1 to 891 code for a protein of 296 amino acids. The record is from RefSeq and is a predicted model, not a curated record. Gene Ontology annotation, molecular function: phosphoric diester hydrolase activity. Gene Ontology annotation, biological process: lipid metabolic process. The transcript has 3 exons. NCBI's taxonomy places the organism in Eukaryota, Fungi, Ascomycota, Sordariomycetes, Hypocreales, Cordycipitaceae.